Molecule: messenger RNA, 1969 nt
Organism: Danio aesculapii
Lineage: Eukaryota; Metazoa; Chordata; Actinopteri; Cypriniformes; Danionidae
Gene: nfyc
Product: nuclear transcription factor Y, gamma
Exons: 11
Coding region: 107-1186 (359 amino acids)
Biological process (GO): regulation of DNA-templated transcription
Cellular component (GO): nucleus; CCAAT-binding factor complex
Molecular function (GO): DNA-binding transcription activator activity, RNA polymerase II-specific; protein heterodimerization activity; DNA binding
Source: RefSeq, a predicted model, not a curated record
AAAGUUGACAAAUCAUCGGCCAUCUUGGUUGCUGUAACAGCCUGAAAUAAAUUAAAUAUUACGGCGAACCGGACUACACUACGAUUUCAUCGCGUAAAAUCUGGAGAUGUCGGCAGACUCAUUUGGAGCGGGUGGCAGCGAUGCCCAGCAGAGCUUACAGUCUUUUUGGCCCAGAGUGAUGGAAGAGAUCAGGAAUCUUACUGUGAAGGAUUUCCGUGUGCAAGAGCUUCCUCUUGCUCGCAUCAAGAAAAUUAUGAAACUGGAUGAGGAUGUGAAGAUGAUCAGUGCUGAGGCGCCAGUGCUGUUUGCCAAAGCAGCACAGAUCUUCAUCACCGAGCUCACUCUCAGAGCCUGGAUCCACACCGAGGACAACAAACGCCGCACACACAGGAAUGACAUUGCCAUGGCCAUCACUAAGUUUGACCAGUUUGACUUCCUCAUCGAUAUCGUCCCCCGGGAUGACCUGAAGCCUCCAAAACGACAGGAGGAAGUUCGUCAGUCUGUGGCCCCGACUGAGCCGGUCCAGUAUUACUUCACGUUGGCACAACAGCCUAGCGCAGUGCAGGUCCAAGGGCAGCAGCAGGGCCAGCAGGUCUCCGCUCCCACUGCCACCACACUACAGCCCGGCCAGAUUAUCAUCGCUCAGCCACAGCAAGGCCAGGUAUUGCAGGGAACCACCAUGCAGCAGCUGCAGCAGGUGCAGGUCGCUCAAUCUCAGGCUACCCCCAUCACGAGUGCUCCGGUGACCAUGCAGGUGGGCGAGGGUCAGCAGGUGCAAAUCGUCCAGGCCGCUGCACAGGGACAGGCCCAGGCUCAGACAGCACAGCCGGCCGGACAGACCAUGCAGGUCAUGCAGCAGAUUAUCACCAACACAGGGGAGAUCCAGCAGAUUCCAGUGCAGCUCAACACCGGUCAGCUGCAGUACAUUCGCCUGGCUCAGCCCGUCUCAGGAACACAGGUGGUUCAAGGACAGAUACAGACACUCGCAGCAAACACUCAGCAGCUUUCACAGACAGAAGUACAACAGGGUCAGCAACAGUUCAACCAGUUUACUGAUGGGCAGCAGCUCUAUCAGAUCCAGCAGGUGACGAUGCCGGCAGGACAGGAGCUGACCCAACCCAUGUUCAUCCAGUCCACCAAUCAGACAGCUGACGGGCAGGUCACUACGCAGGUCAGCGCAGACUGAGCCCAUCCAUCAUGAAGCCCCCCCUGCACUAUCAAACAGUGAAGAAGGAGACAAACAACACCCAGACCUUCCACUUCCCAUCAUCUCUUCAUCAAGACGUCAAUCCAGAAACCCAAUAAUAAACCUUAGAUUCAAGCUUCCUAUUAUUUACCGUCCAACAGUUUGGGUCUCUUCACUGAGUGAUGGAAGGAUCAAUGUAUAGUGGCAGAGGUUUGCUUUCUGCCAUUGAUUUCAGCUACGUGUCUUCUGCAAUAUGGAGUAUGAACCCACUGUCUUCCUCACAGUAUAGGUUGAUAUGUCCCCGUUUCAUAGUUGGGCUAGAGAUUAUGCUUCAGUGAUAGUGAUAUUAGGGUAAAACCAGAGCUGAAGGGCACUUGGGCUUGUACAGUGGUCUUUAGUUUUUAAUUUCUUUUAUUAAGCCCUCACCCCUUUAACAGAUCAUGCCAUCUCAUGAUGUGUAGACUUCUAAACUCGAUGAUAAAAAGCCAUAAUCUACACAUUCUGUAUCUCCGUAGUUUGGUUCAGUGAUUGGAUAGUAAUGGUAUUAGUUCUGUUGUAGUAUCUCUUGUAUAGUUUUUGAUAAGGUUGUGUUUGUUAAAGGGCUUCUUCUUGUUGGGUUUUCUACAUGCAGAAUGGUCCUCUCUCUCUCUCUCUGUGUGUGUGUGUUUGAAUGUGCUUUUCCUUGCGUGUCUUUCUGGACCACAUUUAAAAGAGACUUCCUCUGCUGGAAACGGAACAGCUCUACUGUUACCUUCCUAAUCAAAUAAACUCUUUUUAUAGAAA